This is a messenger RNA of Drosophila simulans, 2975 nucleotides long. RefSeq names its product heat shock protein 75 kDa, mitochondrial (gene Trap1). The coding region runs from base 151 to 2226 and encodes 691 amino acids. Gene Ontology annotation, biological process: protein folding. The record is from RefSeq and is a predicted model, not a curated record. The transcript has 3 exons. Gene Ontology annotation, cellular component: mitochondrial inner membrane. Lineage: Eukaryota; Metazoa; Arthropoda; Insecta; Diptera; Drosophilidae. Gene Ontology annotation, molecular function: protein kinase binding; ATP-dependent protein folding chaperone; ATP hydrolysis activity.
AAAAAAAACCGUUAUGAGUAUGGUUUUACUAGUUUACUAAUAUCGAAUACUUACAAUCGAUUGGUUUGGCUACACUGUGCACACAUGUGCGCUGGAACAAACUUCGUAGUUGGGUAACAUUUAAGUUGGACAAAACAUUAAAACAAAGAGAUGUCAGUGCGUGCGAUGGGAGUACUGGGCCAGGCGUGCCGCCUCGGCCGCUGUGCCCAAGUGUUGAGGCAGAGCCACCGAUCCGCCCCAGCAGCGUUCAAUAUCGCCCUUGGAUCGCAGCAUUCGCCGGGUGCUCUCUCGCUCCGUCGCUACUCCACUGAGACUAAGCAGGCAUCGGGGACAGUGGUGGACAAGCAUGAGUUCCAGGCAGAGACGCGCCAGCUACUGGACAUUGUGGCUCGUUCCUUAUACUCCGACCACGAGGUCUUUGUGCGCGAGCUUAUUUCGAAUGCAAGCGAUGCGCUGGAGAAAUUUCGGUACACCUCGUUGAGUGCUGGAGGCGAGAAUCUGGCUGGAAAGGACCGGCCUCUGGAGAUUCGUAUCACCACCGACAAGCCACUGAUGCAGCUAAUCAUCCAGGACACGGGCAUCGGCAUGACCAAGGAGGAGCUGGUCAGUAACCUGGGCACUAUCGCACGCAGCGGAUCAAAGAAGUUCCUGGAGCAGAUGAAGGAGACCCAGCAGGGAGCCAGCUCGGAGGCAUCCUCGAACAUUAUUGGUCAGUUCGGCGUGGGCUUUUACUCUUCCUUCAUUGUCGCCAACAAGGUAGAGGUGUUCACGAGGGCGGCUGUGCCUGAUGCUCCCGGACUGCGUUGGUCCACGGAUGGCAGUGGAACCUACGAGAUCGAGGAGGUGCCUGACGUUGAGUUGGGAACGCGAAUCGUGCUUCAUUUAAAGACCGAUUGCCGUGAAUAUGCGGACGAAGAGAGGAUCAAGGCGGUGAUCAAGAAAUACAGCAACUUUGUUGGCUCACCCAUCUUGCUAAACGGAAAGCAGGCCAAUGAGAUCAAGCCUCUGUGGCUUCUUGAGCCUCAAAGCAUCAGCAAGGAGCAGCACCAUGACUUCUAUCGGUUCAUUAGCAAUAGCUUUGAUGUCCCGCGCUUCACCCUACACUACAAUGCUGACGUACCCUUGAGCAUCCAUGCGCUGCUCUAUUUCCCCGAGGGAAAGCCUGGUUUGUUCGAGAUGUCUCGGGACGGAAACACCGGUGUGGCUCUCUACACCCGCAAGGUGCUUAUUCAGUCCAAGACAGAGCAUCUGCUGCCCAAGUGGCUGCGCUUUGUAAAGGGUGUUGUCGACUCUGAGGACAUUCCACUCAACCUGAGUCGCGAGCUGCUCCAGAACAGCAGCCUGAUUCGCAAACUGUCCAGUGUGAUUUCCACCCGCGUGAUCCGUUUCCUGCAAGAGCGCUCCAAGAAGCAGCCAGAGGAGUACGAGGCCUUCUACCGCGACUAUGGGCUCUUCCUGAAGGAGGGAAUUGUAACCUCCAGCGACGCCUCCGAAAAAGAAGAAAUCGCUAAACUUCUGCGUUUUGAAUCCUCCAAGUCGGAGACCGCCAGUGGGCGCAUGUCGCUGGAGGAGUACUACAACGCCGUUCCCGCAGAACAGCAGAAUAUUUACUACUUAGCAGCACCCAACCGCGUUCUUGCCGAGUCCUCGCCCUACUACGAGAGUCUGAAGAAGCGCAACGAGCUGGUGCUCUUCUGUUACGAACCCUAUGAUGAGCUGGUGCUCAUGCAGCUGGGCAAGUUCAAAAGAAAAAAACUCGUAUCCGUGGAGAAGGAGAUGCGCGAAGAGUCUAAGGAGACAACAACGACCGCCGACUUUGGCGAGGGAAGUCUGCUGCGCUCAGAGCUCGACGCUUUGAUUCCUUGGUUGGAGGAGGAGCUCAAGGGGCAGGUUAUUAAAGUAAAAGCCACCACUCGUCUAGACACCCAUCCCUGUGUAAUCACUGUGGAGGAAAUGGCAGCCGCUCGCCACUUUAUUCGCACCCAGAGUCACCAGGUCCCAGAACAGAAUCGAUUUGCCCUGCUUCAACCAGAACUGGAGAUAAACCCAAAGCACCCCAUCAUCAAGAAGCUUAACAAGCUCCGUGAGAGCGACAAGGAUCUGGCCCAACUUAUCGCCAAGCAGCUCUUCGCAAACGCAAUGGUGGGCGCCGGUUUGGCUGAGGAUCCCCGCAUGCUGCUAACCAACAUGAAUACUCUGCUUUCGCGGGCCCUGGAGAAAUACUAGAGUGCGCCGUAAAAGGAACAGUGUAGAUCUACCGACUAUGUAAUAUUAAUUUCUAUAAUUAAUUUGAUAAAACGUGUUGAAAUAGUUUUAAAUAUGUAUAAUUAAACGUUUUAAAUAUUUUAAUUCCAGAAAUGAAGAGGAAUAUAUUUUUUUCGGGUUUUAUUUCAACUUAGUGUGCACAAAAAUGGCAUUUAAUACAAAGUGUUUUUGCAUAAACGUAUUCUUUGUUGGAAAGCUCCAUAGAAACCGCUAUUUCUAAAAUAGUGUAAAUAAAAUAAGAAAUUGUUACAUUAUACUUAAAAAACAAACAUUUUGUGAGCUAUUUUGAUAAAAGGUAAACCUUUCUUGGGCCCCAUUUAGUUCGAGCAAUUGAAUUUUUCUAUGGUACAAAUAGAUAUUUUCCGUACAAGUUCAUGGAAAAAUUGACCAAGCUAUCAGAAAUAUAAAAUAUUAAUUUUGAUUUGCUUAUUCUUUUCAAUUUCGUGGAUCCUUUCGGUGUUCGGUGUGAAAGCAAUGGUUCAAUUGUAUUGGCUCUAGUGGGAACAUUGUUAGUGCAUUUUGUCUUCCACCACGUGGCAACGCUGGCUCAAACUAUCGCCGAAAAUCCGCCCCCGUGACUAACGUUUAUAAAAGCAAAGCAAAAUAACUCGUUGGUGUUCAGUAUCCGAUCCGCGCUUUUAAGCAGCAGCCAGCAGUAACCCGAAGAGGCCACAGAGCAGCGAAUUGCUUUUAAUUAGAUUUCUAAUCAC